Messenger RNA from Colletotrichum graminicola M1.001, 306 nucleotides. RefSeq lists its product as uncharacterized. The record is from RefSeq and is a predicted model, not a curated record. Bases 1 to 306 code for a protein of 101 amino acids. The transcript has a single exon. Lineage: Eukaryota; Fungi; Ascomycota; Sordariomycetes; Glomerellales; Glomerellaceae.
AUGUCGAGAAAUUCGGCCCCUUUACUCCAACAAAUGCCCCUGACCUACAGCAAGGACCAUGCCUCGGAGCAAACUGGGCCGGUGCAGACAAAGACAGGCGGCACAGAGCAGCAGGCACACCGACCAAGAGAGAGAGUCCCCAUCUCCGCACACCAGAAUCGCCGCUGUAACCCCGCAAGUUUCUCCACCUUUCUGCUUCUGGCACCACUUAGCCUUCAAGGAUCUCUGGGUCACGAUGUGCGUGAUGGCAGCGGUCUUGUCAGCAUUGGGAAGGCCGACGCCAGCAUGACAUGGACUCGACCUUAA